Messenger RNA from Sturnus vulgaris (Common starling), 3468 nucleotides. It is a transcript of the gene TPD52, whose product is annotated as tumor protein D52. The record is from RefSeq and is a predicted model, not a curated record. Gene Ontology annotation, biological process: B cell differentiation. NCBI's taxonomy places the organism in Eukaryota, Metazoa, Chordata, Aves, Passeriformes, Sturnidae. Gene Ontology annotation, cellular component: cytoplasm.
UCUAUUUUCUUCUUUUCAGUGCGUUUCGAAAAUAGCAGAGACCUGUGUUUCAGGCUCCAGCACUCUCAUUGUUAUGAGUCUGCAGGUACUCUGCAUCAGAAGUGAAUGUAGGUCUUUAGCCUAAAGGAGGUACUUUUUAAUUAGCUGGAAGGUCUGUUCCUGUGCCAACUGACUGGCUGCAGUGGAAAUGGGAAGUCAAGAUUCCAGAAUGGAUGUGCUUUCUUCUCAUAUGCUUGAGGAUUACUUUGCUUGGACUUCAUUUUGGUAUGCUGCAAGGCUCCUUCAUUAUUCCUUCUCUGGAAUAAUGCCCGAUCAGCUCUGUCCAUACUGUGCAGGAAAAGAUUAACUUCCAUUUGCUUAUGCUCCUCUGUGUGCAGGUGGCAGUGAGGAUCCCAGGUUUGGGAGGAAAUUGUUGCACAAUUGUAAAGCUGUUUUCUGUGAAAGAAGCUGACCUUAAAAUAAAAGCAAAAAAAUGUAGUGAAGUGCUGCAAAACUGUGCUGAGUGCCUCUUUUAGGUAAGAAGUAUUUUUACUUCCCAGGGUUGAAUCUUAAAGGCCUGGCAUGAAGUCAGAUGGCUUAUGUAAGUUGACCUUUCUUUGUUGUGUAUGUGUCAAAACAUAAAUACAUUUCAAGCAAUGCUUACUGCCGUUACUGGCUGCUAUAAACCAUGCUGGUUGAAGCACCAAGGACAUAGGAUACUGUACUUCAUAAAUAUUUAACAAGCCCCUCCCCCAAACAAAACCCCCUCAGACCCAAAUAUGUUUAGCCUUAUGAGCAAAAAUCAUAAUGCACAUUAGAACAUUCAUCAGUAAACCUAGGUGGUGUUUAUAGCCCAGCCUUCAGAGAAGAGUGCUGCUCUCUCCUAUUCUGAACUUGCACUAUGGUGUGAUACCUGGGCAGCAGAGACUGGGUUCUCACCAGUGGUUAUUACAGUGAUGGAAGCAGCUGGACAAAUAGCUAUGCACGCAGAAUUUUCCAUUAAUCAGAGGAAGAAGUCCAACACAGAUGGUAUAUGGGAUAGAUUACGGCUGGUAAUCCUUUUGUGUCCUAGAAGAUUAAGGAUAUCCUGGUGUAGCUGCAGUCAGCUGACCUUUUUUUUUUUUUUUUUUUUUUAAACGAUUGAACAUAGCUGAUGCAGAGGACCAAGGCUCUUCCAAGAAGCCAUGAGUGGUGUGCUGUGAAUGUUUGUUAAAGGAACGGUCUGUUUAAGUCCAGCCUCAGUUAUAAAUUUACAGGAACUUGACCUUGUGCCAUGUAAACAGCAGCAGCUACAGGAUGGCUAAGAAAUCGCUUGCUAGACGGCUCUAUCAUAUGUAACAGAGCUGAAUUCUCUGAGGAGGCACAGUGAGUGUCAUGUGGAGAAAUGGAGGGUUUCUGAAUCCUGCUGUCUGGGUCACCUCAGAGAGCAAAGAUGAAUGCUUCAGUAGAAGAAGAGGAUGGCUGUGCACUCUGAACUGUCUGGCAUGGAUCUGUAUGAGGAUUACAAAUCACCCUUCGAUUUCAAUGCUGGAGUGAACAGAAAUUAUCUUUACUUGUCGCCUGGCAUAAACCUUUCUCCACCUGGAUCACCUAUACUGGCAAAGUCUGGGCUGCUGAGGAGUGACUCUAUACCUGAGGUUGGAGAGGAUGCUGCUGCUACAGUCAGUAUGGCAGAAACACUCUCAGAAGAAGAACGGGAUGAACUAAGAAAAGAGCUUGCCAAGGUGGAAGAGGAAAUCCAGACGCUGUCACAAGUGCUAGCUGCCAAAGAAAAGCAUCUAGCAGAAAUCAAGAGAAAACUGGGAAUUAACUCACUACAAGAACUAAAGCAGAACAUUACGAAAAGCUGGCAAGAUGUUACCUCAACCACAGCAUACAAGAGAACAUCAGAAACCCUGUCUCAGGCUGGUCAGAAGGCUUCUGCUGCUUUUUCUUCUGUUGGUUCAGUCAUAACCAAGAAAUUUGAAGAUGUCAGAAAUUCUCCUACUUUCAAAUCCUUUGAGGAAAAAGUUGAAAACUUCAAGUCUAAAGUUGGAGGAAGCAAACCUGCUGGGGGAGACUUUGGAGAAGUUCUCAACUCUGCUGCCAAUGCCAGUGCCACAGAAACUAUUGCAGAACAGACGGAGGAAGAGACCCACUGAGAUUUCUGCCUCUAUCCUGCUACCCACUGCCAGAUGCUGCAAGGAGAAACCAAGCACACUUGUAACAUUCUCUGCGCUCUUUCCACCAGAUGUGCUUUUAUUUAGCACGUAGUUAUUUUACCUGAUUAACUGAUACCAAGCUUGUUUGUGGGUUCAAAAUAUUUUUGAAACUAAAAUACAUUGUUUGGGGUUUUGUGUGGGAAGGGGAAUUUCUAUGCCUUUCAAGCAUUUAAAGGAUUUACCUGUAAUUUGAAGACAACCUUUAAAAUAUAGCAAUGAAAAAAAUUCUUUUGAGAAGUUAAUUAUAUUGUACAGAUACUGUGGAUACAUAAUUUCUUUUCAGUCUGUAACUAUUGCUCGACUUAAUCCUUAUGAAUCUACUGCUGCUGCCAAACUGAAGCUUGUUACUUCGCUCCUUUGUGAUUGUUUCAGUUGAGUGUUGCCUGCAAGGGACACUGGACUGGGAGACUGGACAAGGAGAAAGGAUCACUCCCAGCUAAAGAAAGGACUUCAGUAUCAGCAGGCUUUACACAAAUUAUGGCAGGAUCACACAUGAGUAGGAAUGUACUGUCUUAUGAACGUGUUCCUCAUACAGCAAGUGUGGCUAGGUAACAUAGAACAUGUAAAACUUACCCAUCUGUCUGUGCAUUGUCCACCUUGGAAACUUCUGACCAACACAGAUGGAAGCAAGAUGCCUCAUAGUGCUGGUUUGGUUCAGUCACCAUAACAUUUUCAGUCUUGUUUUUUGUACAGGAUGUCACUGUGGUAAGAUAACACUCUUCUGAACAUUUGACCAGUCACAAAAAGAUUCAUCUUCAUUCACAUGUGGUGGUGUCACAUCCACACUAAGAGAGCAUGGAAUGGAAGAAUAAGCCUGACCCCAGAAAUGGUUCUUUUUUUAGUCAUCAAAAGAAUUGCUCCUGUAUCCUGAUGUUGUUUCCCUUGUAGGCUGAACUCUGUAAACAUCUGCUACACCAUCAUACUCUUUUUUAAAAAAAUGUAUUUAAGGCCUGUUCUUGAGCCCAGAAGUCUGUUUUGAGAGGUGCACAGUGUCAUUGCUCAGCGUAGUUCUCCUAAAAGAUGUGUCCUCCUACAUCUUGUUUUUUCUGCUGUACUCCUCAAAUUUCUUGUGUUUCAUGUGUUCCUGCCACAUGGUUAGAAUGUUUUAUCACUGUACUUAGAACUGGAAACAAAUUUUGCUACAUUUGUGUGAAAUCCAUGAGACUUCAAUUGCCACAGGUGUCUGGAGGAAAAAAAGUUUGCUCCUGACAACCUAGCUAGCAUGUCAGAUAUAGAAUGUAUGCUUAAUUACAUGUGAGAAGCUUAAUAAAAGUGUAUAUGAGGAAUA